Molecule: messenger RNA, 7406 nt
Organism: Malurus melanocephalus (red-backed fairy wren)
Lineage: Eukaryota; Metazoa; Chordata; Aves; Passeriformes; Maluridae
Gene: ACACA
Product: acetyl-CoA carboxylase alpha
Exons: 55
Coding region: 18-7217 (2399 amino acids)
Biological process (GO): fatty acid biosynthetic process
Molecular function (GO): ATP binding; acetyl-CoA carboxylase activity; metal ion binding
Source: RefSeq, a predicted model, not a curated record
GUUGCUUUCUGUUAUUUAUGUUCACUUCACCUUCUCCCAACCUGGAACCACCCCCCCAGCCCUGGUAUAGUUCGUUUUGGGAGUGGAUAACUGCUCAGUUUGCACGGAUAGCAAGAGUGCUGAGAGCCCAGUUUGUGGGAGCCAUGGAGGAGUCCUCCCAAUCUGAUAAAKCCCUGGACAUGAACGCUCACUCACGCUUCAUCAUUGGCUCCGUGUCAGAGGAUAACUCAGAAGAUGAGACCAGCUCCUUGGUGAAACUGGAUCUGCUGGAGGAGAAGGARAGGUCUUUGUCACCUGUGUCUGUCUGCUCGGAUUCCCUGUCGGACCUGGGGCUCCCAAAUGCUCAGGAUGGCCUGGCCAGCCAUAUGAGGCCCAGCAUGUCUGGUUUGCACCUUGUCAAGCAAGGCCGGGACAGGAAGAAGGUGGAUGUGCAGCGGGAUUUCACUGUGGCUUCUCCAGCAGAAUUUGUGACUCGUUUUGGAGGGAAUAAAGUUAUUGAGAAGGUCCUGAUAGCAAAUAAUGGCAUUGCAGCAGUGAAGUGCAUGAGGUCCAUCCGACGCUGGUCCUACGAGAUGUUCCGCAACGAGAGAGCCAUCAGGUUCGUGGUCAUGGUCACUCCUGARGAUCUGAAAGCCAAUGCAGAAUACAUUAAAAUGGCAGAUCACUACGUGCCCGUCCCAGGAGGACCCAACAACAACAACUAUGCAAACGUGGAGCUCAUCCUCGACAUUGCCAAGAGGAUUCCAGUGCAGGCUGUGUGGGCUGGCUGGGGCCACGCAUCAGAGAACCCUAAACUGCCAGAACUUCUCCACAAAAAUGGGAUUGCUUUCAUGGGUCCUCCCAGCCAAGCCAUGUGGGCCUUAGGAGAUAAAAUUGCUUCUUCCAUCGUGGCUCAGACUGCUGGCAUUCCAACUCUUCCUUGGAGUGGAAGUGGUCUUCGAGUGGACUGGCAGGAGAAUGAUCUCCAGAAACGCAUCCUGAACGUSCCUCAGGAGCUCUAUGAGAAGGGCUACGUGAAGGACGCGGACGAUGGACUGCGGGCUGCUGAGGAGGUUGGCUACCCUGUCAUGAUCAAGGCUUCUGAAGGAGGAGGAGGAAAAGGAAUCAGGAAAGUUAACAAUGCAGAUGACUUCCCCAAUCUGUUCAGACAGGUUCAAACUGAAGUCCCAGGCUCUCCCAUCUUUGUGAUGAGGCUGGCCAAGCAGUCCAGGCACCUGGAGGUGCAGAUCCUGGCAGACCAGUAUGGCAAUGCCAUCUCCCUCUUUGGCCGUGACUGCUCCGUGCAGCGCCGGCACCAGAAGAUUAUCGAGGAAGCUCCAGCCUCUAUUGCAACCUCAGCAGUGUUUGAGCACAUGGAACAGUGUGCAGUGAAGCUGGCCAAGAUGGUGGGAUAUGUGAGUGCAGGCACUGUGGAAUAUCUGUACAGCCAGGACGGCAGCUUCUACUUCCUGGAGCUGAACCCACGGCUGCAGGUGGAGCACCCCUGCACKGAGAUGGUGGCUGAUGUCAACCUGCCAGCAGCACAGCUCCAGAUUGCCAUGGGGAUCCCCCUGCACAGGAUCAAGGAUAUCCGAGUGAUGUAUGGAGUUUCUCCCUGGGGAGACACCACCAUUGAUUUUGAGAACUCAGCCCAUGUCCCCAGUCCCCGUGGCCACGUCAUCGCUGCCMGGAUCACCAGUGAGAAUCCUGACGAGGGAUUUAAGCCCAGCUCUGGCACGGUGCAGGAGCUGAAUUUCCGCAGCAAUAAGAAYGUCUGGGGCUAUUUCAGUGUGGCUGCUGCAGGGGGGCUCCAUGAAUUUGCUGAUUCCCAGUUUGGUCACUGCUUCUCCUGGGGAGAGAAUCGUGAAGAAGCCAUCUCAAACAUGGUGGUGGCUCUGAAGGAGCURUCCAUCCGAGGGGAUUUCAGRACCACUGUGGAAUACCUGAUCAAGCUGUUGGAGACGGAGAGCUUCCAGCAGAACCGCAUCGACACGGGCUGGCUGGACCGGCUCAUCGCUGAGAAAGUGCAGGCUGAGAGGCCUGACACCAUGCUGGGGGUGGUGUGUGGAGCCCUGCACGUGGCUGACGUCAGCCUCCGAAACAGCGUCUCCAACUUCCUGCACUCCCUGGAAAGGGGCCAGGUGCUGCCUGCUCACACUCUGCUCAACACCGUGGACGUGGAGCUCAUCUACGAGGGACGGAAAUACGUGCUGAAGGUGACCAGACAGUCCCCCAAUUCCUACGUGGUCAUCAUGAACAGCUCCUGUGUGGAGGUYGAUGUGCACCGCCUGAGUGACGGGGGGCUGCUCCUCUCCUACGAUGGCAGCAGCUACACCACCUACAUGAAAGAAGAAGUGGACAGGUAUCGCAUCACCAUUGGGAACAAGACCUGUGUGUUUGAGAAGGAGAAUGAUCCCUCCAUCCUGCGCUCGCCUUCCGCUGGGAAGCUGAUCCAGUAUGUGGUGGAGGAUGGGGGACACGUGUUUGCAGGCCAGUGCUUUGCAGAAAUUGAGGUAAUGAAAAUGGUGAUGACCAUAACAGCGGGAGAAUCGGGCUGCAUCCACUAUGUCAAACGCCCAGGGGCAGUGCUGGAUCCGGGCUGUGUGAUUGCCAAGCUCCAGCUGGAUGAUCCCAGCAGGGUUCAGCAGGCUGAGCUGCACACRGGAACCCUGCCCCAGAUCCAGAGCACGGCGCUGCGGGGUGAGAAACUCCAUCGCAUCUUCCACUACGUGCUGGACAACCUGGUCAAYGUGAUGAACGGCUACUGCCUGCCAGAGCCCUUCUUCAGCAGCAAGGUGAAGGGCUGGGUUGAGCGAUUAAUGAAGACCCUGAGGGACCCAUCUUUGCCCCUGCUGGAACUCCAGGACAUCAUGACCAGCGUUUCUGGGAGGAUCCCCCCCAAUGUGGAGAAAUCCAUCAAGAAGGAGAUGGCCCAGUAUGCCAGCAACAUCACCUCGGUCCUCUGCCAGUUUCCCAGCCAGCAGAUUGCCAACAUCCUGGACAGCCACGCGGCCACCCUGAACCGCAAAUCRGAGCGCGAGGUGUUCUUCAUGAACACGCAGAGCAUCGUGCAGCUCGUGCAGAGGUACCGCAGUGGCAUCCGGGGCCACAUGAAGGCCGUGGUGAUGGAUCUGCUCCGGCAGUACCUCAAGGUGGAGACCCAGUUCCAGCACGGUCACUAUGACAAGUGUGUCUUCACCCUUCGUGAGGAGAACAAGAGCGACAUGAACGCGGUGCUGAACUACAUCUUCUCCCAUGCCCAGGUCACCAAGAAGAACCUGCUGGUUACAAUGCUCAUUGACCAGCUGUGUGGCCGUGACCCCACCCUGACAGAUGAGCUGAUCAACAUCCUGACGGAGCUGACCCAGCUCAGCAAAACCACCAACGCCAAGGUGGCCCUGCGAGCGCGCCAGGUUCUCAUUGCUUCCCACCUGCCCUCCUACGAGCUUCGACACAACCAAGUGGAGUCCAUCUUCCUGUCAGCCAUCGACAUGUACGGGCACCAAUUCUGCAUYGAGAACCUGCAGAAACUCAUUUUGUCCGAGACAUCCAUCUUCGAUGUGCUUCCCAACUUUUUCUACCACAGUAACCAGGUGGUGAGAAUGGCAGCUUUGGAGGUGUAUGUUCGUAGGGCUUACAUUGCCUAUGAGCUGAACAGUGUCCAGCACCGCCAGCUGAAAGACAACACAUGCGUGGUGGAAUUCCAGUUCAUGCUGCCCACCUCCCAUCCCAACAGAGGGAACAUCCCCACGCUCAACAGGAUGUCCUUCUCCUCCAAUUUCAACCACUAUGGCAUGCAUCCCUUUCCUGCCAGGACGGGUGGGUGGGUGCUGGCUGCUCUCUGUGCUGCUGACUGCUCCUCUCUGUUGUGUUCCAGGAUCUUUGAUGAAGUCAUGGGCUGUUUCUGUGACUCUCCCCCGCAGAGCCCCACCUUCCCUGAGGCUGGCCACGCUUCCCUCUACGAUGAGGACAAGAGUGCCCGGGAGGAGCCCAUCCACAUCCUCAACGUGGCCAUCAAAACCGACAGCGACGUGGACGACGAUGGCCUGGCUGCCAUGUUCAGRGAGUUCACCCAGAGCAAGAAAUCAGUUCUGAUUGAACACGGCAUUCGGAGGCUGACGUUCCUUGUAGCACAAAAGGACUUCAGGAAACAGGUCAACUAUGAGGUGGAUCAGAGAUUCCAUAGAGAAUUCCCCAAAUUCUUCACGUUCCGUGCCCGGGAUAAGUUCGAGGAGGAUCGGAUCUACAGGCACCUGGAGCCAGCUCUGGCAUUCCAAYUGGAGCUGAACCGAAUGAGGAACUUCGACCUGACUGCCAUCCCCUGUGCCAACCACAAAAUGCAUCUCUACCUGGGGGCAGCCAAGGUGGAGGUGGGCACAGAGGUGACAGACUACAGGUUCUUCGUCAGGGCCAUCAUAAGGCACUCAGAUCUGGUGACCAAGGAAGCCUCCUUUGAGUACCUGCAGAACGAGGGGGAGCGUUUGCUGCUGGAGGCCAUGGAUGAGCUGGAGGUKGCCUUCAACAACACCAACGUGCGCACGGACUGCAACCACAUCUUCCUCAACUUYGUGCCCACYGUCAUCAUGGACCCCUCCAAGAUCGAGGAGUCGGUGCGCUCCAUGGUGAUGCGCUACGGCAGCCGCCUCUGGAAGCUGCGCGUGCUCCAGGCCGAGCUGAAGAUCAACAUCCGCCUGACCCCCACGGGCAAAGCCAUCCCCAUCCGCCUCUUCCUCACCAAYGAGUCGGGAUACUACCUGGACAUCAGCCUCUACAAGGAGGUGACAGACUCCAGGACRGGGCAGAUCAUGUUCCAGGCCUAUGGAGAUAAGCAGGGACCUCUCCAUGGGAUGCUGAUCAACACCCCCUACGUGACCAAAGAUCUGCUGCAGUCCAAGAGGUUCCAGGCACAGACUUUGGGCACCUCCUAUGUCUAUGACAUUCCUGAGAUGUUCAGGCAGUCUUUGAUCAAGCUGUGGAAUUCCAUGAAYGAGCACGCGUUCCUGCCCCCAGCCCCGCUGCCCUCGGACAUCCUGACCUACACAGAGCUGGUUCUGGAUGACCAGGGCCAACUGGUGCACAUGAACAGGCUGCCAGGGGGAAAUGAGAUCGGCAUGGUGGCCUGGAAGAUGACCCUGAAAACACCAGAAUACCCCGAGGGCCGGGACAUCAUUGUCAUUGGCAACGACAUCACGUACAGGAUCGGCUCCUUCGGGCCRCAGGAGGACGUGGUGUUCAUGCGGGCGUCGGAGCUGGCGCGGGCACAGGGCAUCCCCCGCAUCUACGUGGCUGCCAACAGCGGCGCCCGCAUCGGCCUGGCCGAGGAGAUCCGCCACAUGUUCCACGUGGCUUGGGAGGACCCAGACAACCCUUACAAGGGAUACAAAUACUUGUACCUGACUCCUCAAGACUACAAGAAAGUCAGCGCCCUGAACUCUGUUCACUGUGAACACGUGGAGGAAAAUGGAGAAUCCAGGUACAAGAUAACGGAUAUUAUCGGCAAAGAGGACGGCCUGGGCGUGGAGAACCUCAGAGGAUCCGGCAUGAUUGCUGGAGAAUCGUCUCUGGCCUACGAUAGCGUUAUCACCAUCAGCUUGGUCACGUGUCGGGCAAUCGGGAUUGGGGCCUACAUCGUCCGGCUGGGCCAGAGAACCAUCCAGGUGGAGAAUUCCCACAUYAUCCUCACGGGCUGUGGGGCCCUCAACAAGGUGCUGGGACGGGAAGUUUACACCUCCAACAACCAGCUGGGAGGGAUCCAGAUCAUGCACAACAACGGGGUGACCCACGACACGGUCUGUGAUGACUUUGAAGGGGUUUACACCAUUCUGCAGUGGCUUUCCUACAUGCCAAAGAACACUCACAGCCCUGUUCCCAUGCUCAAAGCCAAGGAUCCCAUAGACAGAACCAUCGAUUUUGUUCCCACCAAGACCCCCUACGACCCUCGCUGGAUGCUGGCUGGACGCCCCAAUCCAAAUCAGAARGGGCAGUGGCUGAGUGGGUUCUUCGACCAUGGAUCAUUCAUGGAGAUCAUGCAGCCCUGGGCACAGACAGUCGUGGUGGGGAGAGCCAGGCUGGGAGGAAUACCUGUCGGAGUGGUUGCCGUGGAGACGAGGACRGUGGAGCUCAGCAUUCCUGCCGAUCCUGCAAACCUGGACUCGGAGGCCAAGAUAAUCCAGCAAGCUGGGCAGGUGUGGUUCCCUGAYUCUGCCUUCAAAACAGCCGAGGCUAUCAAGGAUUUCAACAGGGAAGGGCUGCCCCUGAUGGUCUUUGCCAACUGGAGAGGCUUCUCUGGGGGGAUGAAAGACAUGUAUGACCAGGUGCUCAAGUUCGGCGCGUACAUCGUGGACGGGCUGCGCGAGUACCGGCAGCCGGUGCUGAUCUACAUCCCGCCCCAGGGCGAGCUGCGGGGCGGCUCCUGGGUGGUCAUCGACCCCACCAUCAACCCCCGGCACAUGGAGAUGUACGCUGACCGCGACAGCAGAGGGGGGAUCCUGGAGCCCGAGGGGACGGUGGAGAUCCGAUUCCGCAGGAAGGACCUGGUGAAGACCAUGCGCAGGGUGGACCCGGUGUACAUCGGCCUGGCCGAGCGCCUCGGUACGUGGGACAGCUUCCCAAAGGACACUGAGGGGUGGGACAGCUUCCCAAAGGACACUGAGGGGUGGGACAGCUUCCCAAAGGACACUGAGGGGUGGGACACCCUCCCUGGGGACACUGAGGGGUGUGACAGCUUCCCAAAGGACACUGAGGGGUGGGACACCUUCCUGGGGACACCCUCUUGGGGACACCCUUCUGGGGACACCCUUCUGGGGGUCCUGGACUGGAAAACCUCCCGCACCUUUUUCUACUGGCGGCUGCGGCGGCUGCUGCUGGAGGAUGUGGUGAAGAAGAAGAUCCACGAGGCCAAUCCCGAGCUGACGGACGGGCAGAUCCAGGCCAUGCUGCGCCGCUGGUUCGUCGAGGUGGAGGGGACAGUCAAGGCCUACCUGUGGGACAGCAACAAGGACCUGGUGGAGUGGCUGGAGAAGCAGCUGACGGAGGAGGAGGGCGUUCGCUCCGUGGUGGAGGAGAACAUCAAAUACAUCUCCAGGGAUUAYGUGCUCAAGCAGAUCCGGAGCCUGGUGCAGGCCAACCCCGAGGUUGCCAUGGAUUCCAUCGUGCACAUGACCCAGCACAUCUCCCCCACGCAGCGAGCCGAGGUGGUGCGGAUCCUCUCCACAAUGGACUCGCCCUCGUCCACGUAAGAGCCGCGYGCGGUCCCGGUGCCCCUGCCCGGCCGCGGAGCAGAGCCCUCGGUGUGCCAUGGGGAGCCUCAGGGAACGCUGCCACACGGACAGUUUUUAUUUUUUCGAAUCAGGCUGACCAGAAGGAAACGUGUCCUCUGGCCAGGGACAUGAGGAAAAUGUAUAAACACAAGCGCCUGCGGAACUGAG